Aegilops tauschii subsp. strangulata is the source of this 480-nucleotide messenger RNA. NCBI's taxonomy places the organism in Eukaryota, Viridiplantae, Streptophyta, Magnoliopsida, Poales, Poaceae. The record is from RefSeq and is a predicted model, not a curated record.
AUGGCCAGUGGCUCGGCGCGGCCACGGGAUGGCGCGGCCAAGGCGCGCGGCUACCGGUGCGGUCACGGGACGGCGCGGCCACGGCGCGCGGCGCACGGCUACCGGCGCGGCCACGGCGCGCGGCGCACGGCUACCGGCGCGGCCACGGCGGGCAGCACGGCCACGGGGCGGCGCGGCCACAGCGCGCGGCGCGCGGCUACCGGCGCGGCCACAGCGCGCGGCGCGCGGCUACCGGCGCGGCCACGGCGGGCGCACGGGGCGGCCAGCUCGAGCCCCGGUGACGGCAGCCGGCCGUGCACGGGCUCGGCCGGGGCGACGACCGGCGCGGCGGCGGCGGCCACGCCACACGACGCGGCGUCGUGCCGGCCAUCGAGACGGCGGCGGCGGCGUCAGCAGGACGCGGUGCAGCGUGCUUGUACUCCGGCCGGCUACGGCUGCGGUUUUGUCGAUGGAGACUUCCAGCUGGUCAUGCUGGGUUGA